AUGGAUUCUGACGCUGGCUCCAACUCCAGCCGCUCCUCAUCUCCAGACCUGGUGGUGGAUGACUCCAUGGGUAGCUUCUUCUCCAACAAGAUGUUUCAGGCCUACUGCCAGGAGGAGGGGGCAGCCAGGGCUGCCGGCCAGGGCAGGGCUGACCGCUGUGCUGGGGGAGGCAAGAGCAAGACCCGGGCUGACCUCAAAGAGGGUGACGAUGUGCAAGACCUUAGGCUGAAGGUGAAUGGCAGAGAGAGGAAGAGGAUGCAUGACCUGAACCAGGCAUUAGAUGGCCUGAGAGAAGUCAUGCCCUACGCUCAGGGGCCCUCUGUUCGCAAGCUCUCAAAGAUCUCCACCCUGUUGCUGGCCCGUAACUAUAUCCUCAUGUUGUCCAGCUCUCUGGAGGAGAUGAAGAAGCUGGUUGGGGAUGUGUACGGAGGCAGUGGUGCCCAGAGUCGCACCAGCCACCCCCGGAUCACCCUUCCGGCCCCCACAGCCCAUCUCCCACUGCACCCCUUGGCCCAGAACCUGCACUCCCUGGUUGGCAGCACGGCCUCAGCUCUCCACCACCCCUCGCCUCCCCCUGCUCCAGCCCCACACUCACCGCCCUCUGCAAGCUACAUGGGCUUCCACCAUGCACCGGUACAGAGCCUGCUGAAGGACCCUCUCCACCUAGCCAGCUCCUACAGGCACUUCCCUGGAAUGCCCUGUCCCUGCUCGCUCUGCCAGCCUCUACCAACCACCACAUCCACCCUGCACAGCUUUUCCAUGGGCAAGUGA
Molecule: messenger RNA, 771 nt
Organism: Oncorhynchus kisutch (coho salmon)
Lineage: Eukaryota; Metazoa; Chordata; Actinopteri; Salmoniformes; Salmonidae
Gene: olig4
Product: oligodendrocyte transcription factor 4
Exons: 1
Coding region: 1-771 (256 amino acids)
Biological process (GO): axon development; sensory organ development; positive regulation of transcription by RNA polymerase II
Cellular component (GO): nucleus
Molecular function (GO): protein dimerization activity; DNA-binding transcription factor activity, RNA polymerase II-specific; E-box binding
Source: RefSeq, a predicted model, not a curated record